This is a messenger RNA of Olea europaea var. sylvestris, 1208 nucleotides long. RefSeq names its product nucleosome assembly protein 1;2-like. Gene Ontology annotation, molecular function: histone binding; chromatin binding. The transcript is spliced from 8 exons. The annotation marks the transcript as partial. Lineage: Eukaryota; Viridiplantae; Streptophyta; Magnoliopsida; Lamiales; Oleaceae. The record is from RefSeq and is a predicted model, not a curated record. Gene Ontology annotation, cellular component: nucleus; chromatin. Gene Ontology annotation, biological process: nucleosome assembly.
AUUUAUUUGAUAUCUUUUUCUGUGAACAAAGUGCAGCGUUAUGAAAUCGUGAACGGUGUUGUUGAAGUUGAAGGAGUUACUGAAGCCCCAAUGGAGCAGGAGGAUGACAAAGCAAAAGAAGCUAAAGGUGUGCCUGACUUCUGGCUGAUGGCAAUGAAGACUAAUGAAAUACUGGCAGAGGAGAUCUCAGAGCCUGAUGAAGAGGCUCUUAAAUAUCUCAAGGAUAUCAAGUGGUGUAGGAUUGAUAAUCCCAAGGGUUUCAAGCUUGAGUUUUUCUUUGAUUCCAAUCCUUUUUUCAAAAAUUCUGUAUUGACGAAGACAUACCACAUGAUUGAUGAUGAUGAGCCUAUAUUAGAGAAGGCGAUAGGGACGGAGAUUGAAUGGCAUCCAGGUAAAUGCUUGACACACAAGGUUUUAAAGAAAAAGCCAAAGAAGGGGUCAAAGAAUGUGAAACCUACAAUGAAGACUGAAAAGUGUGAUAGUUUUUUCAACUUCUUUAAGCCUCCAGAGGUUCCUGAGAAUGAUGAUGACAUUGAUGAGGAUCUGGCUGAAGAACUCCAGAAUUUGAUGGAACAAGACUAUGACAUUGGCUCGACAAUUCGGGACAAAAUUAUACCUCAUGCUGUUUCAUGGUUUACUGGGGAGGCUGUCCAAGGAGAUGAACUUGACAUUGAAGAUGAUGAUGAGGAUGACGAUGACGAGGACAAUGAGGACGAUGAUGACGAGGAUGAGGAUGAUGAUGAUGAGGACGACGAGGAGGAAGAGCAGGGCAAGAGUGCGAAGAAGUCUUCAGGGAAGAAGAAGGGUGGUAGAGCACGAGCUGUGGAAGGUCAACACGGUGAACGUCCUCCAGAGUGCAAACAACAGUAAACCAAUGCUGAAUUCAAUCUUUGGAUACAUGGUCAAUAUCAAUUUUGCCAGUGAAUAUAUUUCUGAACUCGGAAGUGAAUAUAUUUCUGAACUCGGAAGUGUCUGGUUCUUUCCCUCUCUCCCUCUUCUCCUCCAUCUUCUUUUACGUGGGAAGGCUUCAUUUCUUUGGUUGUCAUCUUGGAUCUGUGUUUCUAAGAGAACCUUUGGGCUUGUUUUCUCUACCCCCCCACCCCCCCUUCCCUCCCAUUUGUUCUGGUUUUUAUCUGGACUUGUGGGAUAUGAAACUAUCAUUGUGUACAGUGGUUAAGUUUGUGUUCAUUAAUAUCUUUGGCGAGACA